Molecule: messenger RNA, 6635 nt
Organism: Colossoma macropomum (tambaqui)
Lineage: Eukaryota; Metazoa; Chordata; Actinopteri; Characiformes; Serrasalmidae
Gene: efs
Product: embryonal Fyn-associated substrate
Exons: 8
Coding region: 428-3367 (979 amino acids)
Biological process (GO): cell surface receptor protein tyrosine kinase signaling pathway; cell migration
Cellular component (GO): plasma membrane; cytoplasm
Molecular function (GO): protein binding
Source: RefSeq, a predicted model, not a curated record
UGUGGUGAGUGUAAUUCAAACCCAAAUCCCCGUUCAGGCCCGGGGAGGGCGACGCUGAAAGCUCGACUAACAGCAGUGUGCUGAGACCCUCCGUCUGCAGGAAUAUGUUUUAAAUGGCUUUCCUCAUGGCUCCUUUCGGUGCAGCGUGGACGGCAAUGUGACGGUUCAAAGUGGAGGAUAACAUUAUGACAGAGGAUGUGAUUCCCAGACACCUCAGGAGAAUGACCUCAGCGAGAAGCCGACUCUUUUGGAUGUAAGGAAAGGCAGGUUUCUGACAGCUGGCCAUCGGGAGAUCCAACUCAGUGCCCAGUUCUGGCAAACAUGCACAUGGGUCACCCUCUCCACGAGUGAACAGGGGGAACAAAGGUCCGACCUGGAACCAGCAGAGAUCCAGCCCGAGCAUUAACACGGACAAUCGGCAGCAGCCAUGUCACUCUCUACAGUGCUAGCGAAGGCGCUGUUUGACAAUGCGGCAGAGAGUCCAGAGGAGCUCGCGUUCCGCAAAGGCGACAUACUGAUGGUUCUGGAGCAGGAGCAGGAUGGGGGACCUGGCUGGUGGCUCUGUUCCCUCCAUGGCCGCCAGGGCAUCGCCCCAGCCAACCGAUUACGUCUCCUCCAAACCGCCCCCGCUCCAGGUCCUGUCCAGCCAGGCACCGACGCCCGACGGGCUCCUAGUGUGGACUCAGUUUAUAUCUCUCCCAGCCAACAAACCCGUGCAAAUGGCAUGUGCACAGAAGAUGCAGAUGGGGUGUACCUGUCGCCACCGAGUCUGGGGGAAGGGGUGUACCAGAGUCCAGGAGGGGCAUCAGGACCGGCCAGGCAGGGGGAGCUCCGGCAAACUGAAGGCAGGCGUCCCCGCUCUCACUCCAGCUCUGGUCCCAGGCCAAGACCUGACUGGGGGGAGAUUGGGGCGGAGGGGCGGCCUCGCUCACCCUCUCUCAGAGGACGGGUCGGUGAGACUGGGUCAGUUUACCAAACCCCUGCUUCACCCGCACCACUAGCAACACAAUAUAGAUCUCAGGGUGCUUUAGCGUCAGAGUCAGUGUACCUCACUCCCAUGGCUGUGACAAGACCUCCAGGGGAAGCAGCAGGAGAGGUUGCCUAUUUAACCCCAAGGGAGUCGGGGGCCACGGGGCAUUCGGACAACUGCUAUCUGGUCCCUCGGCCCACCGUGGCAGCUUUACCCAGCGAGGAUCUGUAUCAAACUCCGACAAGUGGUUCUCCGGUGGCAGGACAGUCUGCUUCAGCGCCUGUUGCCAGGCUUCAAGAUGGAGCUGCAACCAGCCAGCCCAAAGCAGGUCAGGAAGCCCCAGGGAUGUACCAAACCCCAACCCCGCCAGGGGGAGCCAUGUCAAGGACUCCACAAAUGGAGCGCAAACUACCUUCAAGGUCUACAGUGGUAUCGCCCGCCUCAGGACAAAAUCUAAAGCAGACGCCCCCUGCGGUGAGAAACCAGGGUCCCUCUGCCACCCCGCCCGCGGGUCAUGGGAAGCUGUCCCAGGCUGCAAUGAGGGGGUCCCCUCUUCUGGUUCGUGCAGGAAAAGCCGGGGCACCAGGAUCUCCAAACUUUGGCCGGAAGCCCCCUCCACCAGCACCACCGGUUAGAGGCGUAACCAGGAAGGAUGUACCUCAGUCUGCAGCAGUGUCUGCCAUGAAACCUGUUCUCCAGGCAGGCCCUGCACUCCUGCAGCCCAAUAAAGAGGAAGAACAAAGACAAAGAAGUAAAGAAGGAGUAAAACAGGAGGAAGAGAAGAAAAAGGCCACAGAGGUGCUGAAGAUAGGAGAAAACAAAGAGCGUGUGACCUCUGAUGAUGGAAAACUUGGUGAUCAGGUGUAUGAUACUCCACCCACCAACAGAUGGCAGCACCCAGUUCCUGCGGUAUCUAUGGAGGAGGAUGACAGCAUUUAUAACACCCCCCGCACCGUCCCCUUACUCACUGACCAGCGAUCAGAGAUUUAUGAUGUUCCCACCCUUGCUCUGAAUCCAGCCUGCAAUGCCCCAGCGAGUGUUGAAGCUGAAGAUGAUGUUUACAGCGUUCCAAGUCUUCCAGGUCUGCCCUUGGAAUCUGGUGAGAUGCCUGGACCUGUGGUGGUGGACGCAGGAGGAAAGUCUGAAGUUUACUCCAUCCCUAGUCCAGGAAAACCGGAAUUAGCACCUGAGGAUGUCUCGGAAGUCGAUGGCGGUAUCUACGACAUGCCUGCUCUCACUCUGGAUGUCCCGAUCCGCCGCCUGUCUGUGUCCAGCACUGGCUCUGGCGACUUCCAGUGGAAAAGUUCCCUCUCAAUUCUCGUCCAAUCAGCACUGAGCUCUGCCUCGGUCACCACUACGCCUUCCAGGGACCUAGCCUCCUCGUUGGCUGAGAUACUUUCCAUGUGGAAGGCGGGUCAAGUUGGGGAUGUCCCGUCUCCUCUUCAGCAGAUCUGGUCUAGGCUCGCAGACCUUCUCCCCGCCCUCUCUGUGUGUGGCUCCACCCCUCCAGCCGACAGCCUGCUCUCUAUGGUUCGCCGAGCUCUAGAGGACUCCGCCUCCCUUUUGCAGACUCAGACUAGGCCCCGCCUCCCUUCGCAGGAGUCUCUGUCACGGAGGCCACUUCCUGCCCUGCCAGUGGCUGAGGUCAAACCUAUGGCGGGUGGGAUGGGCUCACGUAAAGGGAGCUGGAUCCAGGAGCGCCCGCUGCCCCCUCCUCCACCUGCAGCUUUCCCCUUGCCCCCAGCACCCACCUCUCUGCCACCAACUGUACAAACAACCGAGGAUGAGGAACAAGGGAACGAGUAUGCAGGGAUCGGACUAACCCCUGCACCCCCUCCUUCAUACCCUGCAGGAGACAGUGUGGGAUACGUCAAACUGCAGGGAAAGCCAGAGCCAUCUCCAGACUCACAGAUAGAGAAUGGUACAUCACAUGUCAUCUCCACGAGCGAUGCCAGAUUGAGUCCCUCUCCUCCUCUCCAAGGCUCUCUGUCUCUAGAGGAUUCAGAACUUCUCUCAUUCUAUUCAUCCCAAAGCCUGGCUCACCUCUCCUGCCUGGGCGACGCCAUUGACACACUGUUCAACAGCGUUCAGGAGAACCAGCCGCCACGGAUCUUUGUUUCUAAGGGGAAGAGUCUAAUUGUGACUGCACACAAGCUGGUUUUUAUUGGUGAUACGCUUGCCCGUCUCCUCAGCUCCUCCGACCUUAGGGCAAAGGUCACCACCUCUAGUGGACGUCUCUGUCAGGCCCUGAAGGCUGUUGUUGUUGCAACCAAAGGCGCUGCUCAAAAUUACCCAUCAGUUCCAGCCACGCAGGAAAUGGUGGACCGAGUGGCUGACCUGUCCCAGCAAGCCGCUGGUUUCUCUGGGCUCCUUCAGCGACUGGCAGAAAUAUCUUGAUAUCUUCUAUUUUUUCUUUUUUUUCCCUUUGGUUACAAAGUUUCAUGACAGAAUGCCUUAUUUGUGGGUGUUUGUAUUUUUAUUACAUUUCUUUAUUGAUUGUAUUCAGAGAUGUAUUCUGAUUGAUUAUACCGGUAACACAGUGAUUCGAUGGUGAUGCUUGCCUCGAGAUGGUGAAUUUGUGGUUGUGUAUGUGUGCGUGUGUGAGUAUGAGUGCCAGUUUCUAAGCGUUACGUUCGUUAUUGAAUUGUUUGUUGUUUUCUGGGUGCCUAGCACACUGUUGUGCGUCUUAAUAACUUAUUGAUGGGUGUUUGGUUUGGUGUGAGGAAUGUUUGUUGCACAUUUUGUAUUGGCUUUAUUUUGUAUUCGGUUGAUUUACAACAAAGUUAGGUUGAUGGUUGAUGGUCGCGCACACAGGGCACAAUUAUCCGUGGUUAGGUCAGGGGCUGUUCUUCUCUAUUUCACACGUACAAAAUAAAUAGGCUACUGUGUGGUUUUGUUUAUUUAGGUACAGCAUUAUACAGAUGGCCUGAAUUGUCACAUGAAACAGGUUAAGGUCUAUUCACACCGAGCUGAAUGAUUAACUGUUUUUUUAUAGAAAUUGCAAUUUGAAAAAGUGCAAUUUUCAAAUUGCAAGAACUGCAAUGUUGCCUCAACAAGUUUUAAAUGGGGAAAUUUAACCAAAUAAUUGUGGUGAACAGGCAGUUUGGCACAAGCCUCAUCUGAAAAAAAUGUCCUGGUCCUCUUGGCAGAAAAAAAGAAUUUAUAUAAAAUAAAUGUAUUUAAAUCACAAUUUCAGAAUUGGUCAGAAAAUUUGUAGUUAGACAUUUGCCUUAAUUGUUCAGCCCUAACACCAAGCAAGAUUUUUUGGACGAAAUAUAUGGGUGCAAUUUUUGACGUAGUGGAACUUUCACACCAUGGUUUUGUGGUUUUGUUUAUUAACAAUUUGAGAACUUAGAGAAAGAAGUAAACAUGGAUUUUUCGAGUAGCAGCAAUGAUAAAUUUUGCGUUUUUCCUUUAAGCACUGCGACUCAACGGCACACAAACCAAAUACAACCAUUCUACAAAAAAACCUACCCGUUCUACUCUUAGAUAAACAAAAAUGCAUAUAAACAGUUGCUAUGUUGUACUAAUAUAUUCACCAUCAUUCUCAGCCUCUCAGCUACUAUCUGUUAUGUAUUUUCUGUAACCCCCACUUUUUAUAAUUAGCAAGCAUGUUUGUAACAAGCAAGAGUAGUUCUGCUGCCAUUUGUUUGGACUGCAACCAUGACAGCGGAGCUCUAAUUGGUCAACCUGAUUUGAAUGCUCUGAACACAGAAAAUGGAGGUAGCUCUGAUUAAAAACUUCACUCUGGGUUGCAGUCGGACUUGACAUGAAUUAAUAUGCAUUGGCAGUUUCCAAAGCGUGUUUUUUUUUAUUUGUAAAAGUUGGGUCUCGGUGUGAAUAGGCCUUUAGGCUGCUACAGUUCAUGCCUUAAAGUAAAGAUAACAAAUCAUAACACAUUUUCAUUCCGUACAGUGACGUAUUUUGAUUGAAACAUGCUAUAAGGGAGGAGCUUUGAGCUAGCAGAUCAUUUAGCUUCAUAAUAGGUGAGCAUGGUUGGAGGAGGAGGUAAAACGUCAUAUUGUUGGUUAAUAUUUUCUCUGUCCGCUGGUGCAUGUAAUAUAAUCAAAAUUCUGUUUUAGAGAUAGACAUAGUUAUAAAUUUUGAUUAACAGGAAGACAAGAAUUUCAUUUUUUAAAUGGUAUGGUAUGAUUCGUGCUUAAUGUGACCAGGGACCUAACCAUGUUUUUAAAAAAUGAUUUUAGGCUGACUUUCAAUGUCAUUAAGAGAGAAAUGGCACAAGCGCUUAUUCAUCCAAAGAGCGCCGUCUUAUUCAGUUUUGGUUGGAAUGUGUAUACAGGUGGAGAGGCAAGAAGGAACUCAUGCUUGAUUCAAAACAAAGAUGGGAAGCGCAGUUGAUAGAGGGAUUUUUGUAAUCCGUUGGAUUACGUCCUUUCCCAUGACGGUGACUGAAUCAGAAACCUGUUCAGCUGGUCUCCUCUCUCUCUCCUGUCUGUUUUCUUUCAGACUACCUCCUUCUCUAUCUCUCUCAUGGUUCCGAAAUUUUUUGCUUCCCUUCAUUUGCCCCCAUUUCCUCUCUUAGGUUGCGGUUCUGCAUGUAAAGACAGAAGCAUGCCCAUUGUGAAUGAAUUUCAGGGAAACAACUGUUAGUCAUAUUAACAUGAAAAAGCAACAUCAUUAACAUAAAAGUGAAGUAACUGUUAGAUAAAUCACAAUGCAAAAAAGGAGAAGCAAAUAUAGGCUACUGCAAGCGUCAAACCUGUUACCUUUGCUCAUAGAUGUAUGUUAUGCCUUUAACUGGAAUACAGCAAUAUAUAUCAGCCAAUUUGUAUGUGAAAUAUCGUGUAUAAAAAAGUGUUCAGAGCGGCUUUGAAGUUUCACAAGCGUGUGUUUUGCUUACAUGUCACCAGUUUAAGGAUUACAUAUCUUUCUGUGGUGCAUCCACAGGUCUGGGCAUAAACCUGUUACCUCUCUGUAUAGCAGUCAGGCUGAUAGAGCCGUCAUGGUUGUACAGCUCUCCCCCAUGGCCCACAUCAGGCACAAUACCAGGAAACCUUAAUUCCUUACUUUGUCUUCCAUUUCUUUUUUUAACCAUCUUAUCUUUGUCUUCUAGAUUCACUCUUCUCAGCAAUGUGAUGAAAGAAUCCUCUGUAUUGUUCUUGCUGCCCUGCUAGUGUUAUCUGUAACCUCAUGCACUGACAUGUUGGUUAGCCUGCUAGUGUUAACAUAGAUAGGCUGAAGUUUUGAACUCUCGAAUUGCGUACAGCUGCAGCUGAUGGGUUUUUCCUCUUACCGCUUUCUGUACCGUCUCAGACCGCCACCAAGUGGAUCAUAUCAGUAUUACUGCACAACCCAGCAUUACAGUUGGGAGGAUUCUCAGCCCUGCAGACUCUCUCAUUCCGGCUGGAACUGCCUAUCUUACAAAAGCAUAAUGACUCGUAUCAUCAUCUUCUGAGUGACCUUCUCUUUCAAAGGAUUCUUUGUCAAUCAAAAAAGCUCAAAUACAUUUGAAACCAUUGUAAUGCUUAGAUUAGAUGGCCUUAUAGAAAACAUUGUAAUCCUAUUUAUUGUUUGUUUUUUUAAUCAAUUGUAUGCAUGGCUUUAAGUUGAUCAAAUACAUAUAUAUGCACAUGUUACCAGGGAUGUUUUCCUGCAACAAAUUUUCAUUCGUAUUUCAAUAAGAAAAAAUUUUGCUUUAAGAAUG